UGGGGCAAGAGUUCUAAAAGAAAAAAACUGAGCCGAACCGUGAAUCUUCGCUCCCGUGGCUCGCGGGGAGCGGCGCCGCUGGUAGCCCCACGGAUCCAGGGAGCAGCCGCCGCCGCCAUGUCCGGUUGCCCCUGCUCCACCUCCAUCUCCUCCUCUCCACUCUCCCUCCUGCCUUCCAGUUCCGUCCCCUCUACUCCGAGAUGCAGUAGGGUCGCCUUCUCCUCCUCGUGCGGCCCACGGAGGAGCGGGAUGCGACCGAGAGGCACGCGCGAUUGCAGCAGCAAGGAUGAGAAGGCGGAGGCUGAGGAGAAGGAGGGAGAGCCGGCGUUCAACCUGUUCGGGUUCGUGGAGUCGUGGAGCCGCAGCGCCAUCCAGGUGCCGUGGAGUCGCCCGCUCAGGACGGCAAUGUCGGCCAGAUGCUCUACACGACAGAGGACAAAGAGAGGGAGUAUGGCAGCAAUAGCGUGAGAUGAGGAGAGCUGGGAUGGUUCGUGAGGGAAACAGGUAAUUUGCUUUUUGUUUUGACAGUAGGAAACAGAUAAUUUGCUUGCUCAUCCUUGUGACGUGGAGACUUUCCUAGGGUAACAUUUGUAUCCGGAGGGGGUAGUGCUGCACCAUGCGAUCGAUUGUGACGGACCUUUGUGGAGCUUAAACUUGAAACUGUUGAUCUUUUUUUUUCUAAUGCAAUUUAUGUAUGAUGUAACCCUCACUUUCGGCAAUGAAACGCGAAAACAAACUUGUUGCUGCAUGCUUUCGAUGCUGGUAUAAAACUGAUGUUUUAGUCUGUAAUCUUUGUCAGCUGUGUCACGCCCUUCAAUGUUUAAGAAUCAUCAGAAUACUUGCUCCAUGUUCUGUAAACACAAUCCUUGGCUUGUUAGUUAUCAUACAGUUCGCAAUACAAUUGUAGGUUCUCCUGAUCCACGUGAGAUGACAGACUGGAUAUGGGUUCGAUUCAAAGGUUCUUAUGGUUUGACAUGGGCAUUGAAGAACUCGAGCAAACUUCUUAAGGUAGCAAUUCUUAACCGCCCACUUACUGUUUCUUCUCCAGUGCCUGGAGUCUUAAAGCAGCUCAGGUUACCACUUUUUGGCGAAUUUACCUGCCAAAAUGCUAUUUUGGCCGAGAGAUUCAUUGAAGCAGGUCUGGAUAGGGCACGAUUGAAAAGCAGAUGAGAUGCGAGCUUGGCUUCUGCAAUCAUGAAGAUAUAUCAGAAAAUUGCAAGGUUCGCUUCAGUAAAUACCUGAGUGCAGAACCGGUAGAUGGAGUUUUGACGUGUGUGGAGCAGGGGCGAACGGCGGAUGGUGUGUCGGCGAAGUCUGUGGAGGUGACAUUGGAUAGUUCCCAGAAGCAUUGUGUGGUGGUGCGCAAGCUUGAUCAAGUCGACAGCCAACUCGAUGCCGCGGCAGGCUACCUAGAAGACGUCCUUGUGGUGUUGCACGCGUACAGUGGGCUCGGCGGUGAGAACGGCGGCAAUCUGGGAGUGCCCGUAUUCGGAUCACACGGCUCGGCUCUCAUCCCCAAUGGCCUCCUUGCGGUGUCGUGCACGUCCGGCGCACUUGACAGUGAGGACGGCGGUGAUUUGGAAGUGCCCUUGGUUGGAUCAUACGGCUCAGCUCCUACCCCAAACGGCCUAUUCAUGCUUCUGCAUGUGCUCAUGGCCUCUGGCGAUGGCUGACGCGGGUGCUUCUUGGUUUCCCCGAUCUGUGGCCGAGCAAAGGCGCGCGAGAGAGAUCGGGAGUGCCUUUUGUCUUCCCCAAUCUGCUGCCGAGCAGAGGCGCACGAGAGAGAUCGGGGGUGCUUUUUUGUUUCCCUGAUGUGCGACCGAGCGGAGGUGAGAGAGAGAGAGAGAUCGAUCGGGAGAGAAAGAGGCCGGAUUGAGAAAAUUUUGGGUUCCUUCACGUAUAUAUAUUUUUUUGGCAGCAAUUUUUUCACGUACAUAUUGUAUAAGGAGCCUACACCUUUUUUUUUUAACAUAAACCUGUGCCAACACUUUUUCCUUCUCGGUUUUCUUUCCUUUUGUGCGUACAUAUUUUGUUUCCUGUUUUCUUUACGUACAGUGAAAGGAGGUGAUGAGGUUUUUUAGUACAAACUCUUAUGUGGAUCUACUUUUAAAAUUUAAAUCUCAACCGUCAAACUUUAUGGUUAAUACAAAGUCAACAGAUAUAAAAGGGUGACGUCACUACUGGAAUCGACGGCUUUGCCAAGUGCCGUAAACACUCGGCGAAGGCCC
This is a messenger RNA of Triticum aestivum (bread wheat), 2228 nucleotides long. RefSeq lists its product as uncharacterized. The coding region runs from base 817 to 1170 and encodes 117 amino acids. The record is from RefSeq and is a predicted model, not a curated record. NCBI's taxonomy places the organism in Eukaryota, Viridiplantae, Streptophyta, Magnoliopsida, Poales, Poaceae. The transcript is spliced from 5 exons.